AUGGUGCUCGUCCAGUACCUGAAGAAGAUCGGCGGUUGGAUAGCUCCCCCUCCACAAAAGUCAGAAGAUGGACGUGAUCAAUGGCCCUCGCGAGCGGCCUUCCUCCUUGCCGCCAUGGGAGGUUGCGCUGGACAAGGAAACCUACUGCGAUAUCCCUCGGUCGUCUACAAUAACUACGGCUUGCAAUGGUUUAUCCCCUACUUACUAGCAAUAUUCGCUGUUGCAAUUCCCUCCCUCAUCCUCGAGAUCGCGAUCGGACAGGCAUAUCGAGGUGGGACGGUCAUCGCGUUCAACAAUAUCAAUAAGCGGCUGAAUGGCGUCGGAAUAGGUCCGAUCUUGGUCAGCUUCAUUGUCACACAAUAUUUCACGGUCAACCUGGCAUGGAUCAUGAACUAUUUCCGAAACUCUUUCCAAAGUCCCUUACCUUGGGAAGGUAGAAUCGAAGAGUUCUACAUGGGUGAUGUUGUAGCAAAUGUUGACCCGAUCGAGGGUAGUCUAACCCCAGGGAAUGGCGCAGUGGCCAAGUAUACCAAAUAUCCCGGCGUUAGUCUGCUUGGGGAAACAGUCGGCUGGAGCGCCUUUAUCUGGUUCUUGAUCUGGAUUUCCAUCUUUCGUGGAGUGGGCCUGACUGGCCGCGUGGUUUACUUCACGAUGGGUUUGCCCAUCGUUACCACAAUUAUCCUCGUAGCUCGCUCCGUGUCGCUCGAGAAUGCCGGCCAGGGCGUCCGGCUUCUCUGGGCUACUUGGCGAGGCGGACAGCUCGCCUCGGGGACGGUCUGGCAAACGGCUGUGGGACAGGUCUUCUUCUCGACUGGCAUUGGUUUCGGCUACUUCACUUCUUACGCAUCCUACAAUGCCAAGCACUCUAAUGCCGUGAUGGAUGCGGCCCUUAUCUGCGGUAGCAACGUGCUUUUCGAAAACUUUGCUGCCUUUGCUGUAUUUGGGGUGGUUGGGUACCUUCGACGGUGGCCUCAAGAUGGUGAGAGAUUGGGUGCCUUCGUCGUUGGGUUUCUGACGCUCCCCGAGGCAGUCAUUCACAUGCCCGGAUCAAAUUGGUGGGCCAUUCUGUUGUUUUUCACUUUGGUAGUGCUCGGGUUCAGUUCGGCGUUUGUGAUGCUCGACGCCGUGGCUACAUUGGCCGUAGAUGCUGGAGUCAAAUACUCGCGGCCGGUCAUUGUUACUGUCCUAACUCUGAUCUCAUUCCUCAUGUGUCUACCGUACUGCACCGAGUUUGGCUUCUACCUCCUUGAUGGAAUCGACCGGUGGAUCAACAAUGUUGCACUGAUUUUCGUCGUGUGGUCGGAGCUUAUCGGCGCAACCGUGGUCUAUCGCUGGCACGACACUGUCAGCCAAACGGGGCUGCCAGCUUUUCUUAUUUACAAUUUCGGAUACUUUGGCGGUCAGAUAGUCGGUGUCUCUGUUGCCCACGGUGUUCAGAAUCCGUCCGUCGGUGCCGGUGCCGGCUUUGGUCUGUAUAUCGUUUGUACAGUUAUGUCUGUUCUGAUCGCCAAGACCCCUGGUACCAGAGCGUCCAGCUUCUGGGGCAGUAACGCUCCUCUCAGCCGAUUCUGGUAUCUAGCAUUCUACUCAGGCAACCAACUAAGACGAGACCUAAACGACAUUGUCGGCGGCGGCGGAAACUGGAAAAUCCCUCGCUUCUGGCCUCUUCUCCUCCGCUAUAUCAGCGCUCCUGUGCUGGCCAUCGUCUUCAGCUUCGCGUACCCUGAAUUCUAUGGUCUACGAUAUGACCCAAUGAUGAUUGCGGGGUUUAUCCUGGCACAUCUCUGUCUGCUUGUUAUUCUUCUGGGCGUUGUGCUGCCGCGAUACUACAACAUCUUUAUCCCUGCUCAUCGCCAAGAAGAGGGAACCGAGAUCACCAUACCUAACCAGCCAAAGGGACAGGGUAUUGAAUACACACCGGAUAUUUCUGGAUUGGACUUCGACGCUGGUCUGUCGAAGUCAUUCCCUAGGACGAGAUUCGAUGGGGUUGAUGCUGAACGUGCGAUUCCGAAGCCUUAG
Aspergillus tanneri is the source of this 2019-nucleotide messenger RNA. RefSeq names its product sodium:neurotransmitter symporter family protein. The record is from RefSeq and is a predicted model, not a curated record. Lineage: Eukaryota; Fungi; Ascomycota; Eurotiomycetes; Eurotiales; Aspergillaceae. The transcript is spliced from 2 exons. The coding region runs from base 1 to 2019 and encodes 672 amino acids. Gene Ontology annotation, biological process: sodium ion transmembrane transport. Gene Ontology annotation, cellular component: membrane.